GCCCUGGCUGUGGGAGGGGACUGGGAAGACUGGCUCUCCAGAGCAGGAAGCCAGGCCGCAGGCAAAGGAGGCUGCGGGGCCCCUCGCUGGAGAGGCAAACAGGAAGGACUGCCCCCUGAGCCCUGGGUCCCCGGCCCGGGAAUCGCCGCCACCGCAGAGCCGCAGCUCCCGGCCGAGGGUAAGGAGACGAGCCGGGAGCGGGCGGCCAGGGGAGAGUUCCGCGGGCCCCGUCACCCGGUCCCAGGCGAGCCCCGCCUCCCGGGCUCCCGCCGCUGCGAUGAAGGCGGGCUCGGGGGAUCAGGGGAGCCCCCCGUGCUUCCUGCGCUUCCCGCGGCCCGUGCGGGUGCUAAGCGGCGCGGAGGCCGAGCUCAAGUGCGUGGUGCUGGGGGAGCCGCCGCCCACUGUCGUGUGGGAGAAGGGCGGGCAGCCCCUGGCGGCCUCGGAGCGCCUGAGCUUCCCGGCGGACGGCGCCGAGCACGGCCUGCUGCUGAGCGGCGCGCUGCCCACCGACGCGGGGGUUUACGUGUGCCGCGCCCGCAACGCGGCUGGAGAGGCCUAUGCAGCGGCUGCCGUCACCGUGCUGGAGCCGCCGGCUCCCGAGCCCGAGCCCCAGCCCGCCGAGGGCCCGCUGCCGCCGCCCGGGGCCGGAGAGGGCGCCCCGGUGUUCCUGACGGGGCCCCGGUCCCAGUGGGUGCUGCGGGGGGCGGAGGUGGUGCUGGAAUGCCAGGUGGGGGGCCUCCCCGAGCCCACGCUGUACUGGGAGAAAGACGGGAUGGCGCUGGACGAAGUGUGGGACAGCAGCCACUUCGCGCUCGAGCCGGGCCGCACCGAGGGCCGCCCAGGAGCGAGCCUGGCGCUGCGCAUCCUGGCGGUGCGGCUGCCGGACUCGGGCGUCUACGUGUGCCACGCCCGCAACGCGCACGGCCACGCGCGGGCCGGCGCGCUGCUGCAGGUGCACCAGCCCCCCGAGAGCCCGCCCGAGGACCCCGACGAGGUCCCCAAGCCCGUGGUGGAGCCACUCAAGUGUGCGCCCAAGACCUUCUGGGUAAACGAGGGCAAGCACGCCAAGUUCCGCUGCUACGUGAUGGGCAAGCCUGAGCCCGAGAUCGAAUGGCACUGGGAGGGCCGCCCGCUGCUCCCCGACCGCCGUCGCCUCAUGUACCGCGACCGCGGUGGCGGCUUCGUGCUCAAGGUGCUCUACUGCCAGGCCAAGGACCGCGGCCUCUACGUGUGCGCCGCUCGCAACUCGGCGGGCCAGACGCUCAGUGCUGUGCAGCUGCACGUCAAAGAGCCCCGCUUCCGCUUCACCAGGCCCCUGCAGGACGUGGAGGGCCGGGAGCAUGGGAUUGCAGUGCUGGAGUGUAAAGUCCCCAACUCCCGCAUUCCCACGGCCUGGUUCCGCGAGGACCAGCGGCUGCUGCCCUGCCGCAAGUACGAGCAGAUCGAGGAGGGCGCCGUCCGGCGUCUCAUCAUCCACAGGCUGAAGGCGGAUGACGAGGGCGUCUACCUGUGCGAGAUGCGUGGCCGGGUGCGCACCGUGGCCAACGUGACGGUCAAAGGGCCCAUCCUGAAGCGCCUGCCCCGGAAGCUCGACGUCUUCGAAGGAGAGAACGCGGUGCUGCUGGUGGAGACGGGCGAGGCUGGGGUGGAAGGGUGCUGGACCCGAGAUGGGGAGGACCUGCCUGCCAUCUGCCAGAGCAGCUCCGGCCACAUGCAUGCCCUGGUCCUGCCAGGGGUCACCCGAGAGGAUGCUGGCGAGGUCACCUUCAGCCUGGGCAACUCCCACACCACCACUCUGCUCAGAGUCAAAUGCAUCAAGCACAACCCUCCUGGCCCCCCGCUGUUGGUGGAGAUGUUUAAGGGCCACAAGAACACAGUCCUACUGACCUGGAAGCCUCCCGAACCAGCUCCUGAGACCCCCUUCAUCUACCGGCUGGAGCGGCAGGAAGUGGGCUCAGAAGACUGGAUCCAGUGCUUCAGCAUUGUGAAAGCUGGCGCUGUGGAGGUGCCCGGAGACUGUGUGCCCUCCGAGGGCGACUACCGCUUCCGCAUCUGCACCGUCAGCGAACACGGCCGCAGUCCCCACGUUGUGUUCCACGGGUCUGCUCACCUCGUGCCCACAGCUCGCCUGGUGGCUGGUCUAGAGGACGUGCAGGUAUAUGACGGGGAAGAUGCCGUCUUCUCCCUUCAUCUCUCCACCAUCAUCCAGGGCACCUGGUUCCUUAAUGGGGAAGAGCUCAAGAGUCAUGUGCCAGAGGGCGAGGUGGAGCCUGGGGCCCUGCGGUACCGUGUGGAGAAGAAGGGCCUGCAGCACAGACUCAUCCUGCAAGCUGUCAAGCACCAGGACAGCGGGGCCCUGGUCGGCUUCAGCUGCCCAGGCGUGCAGGACUCAGCCGCCCUCACCAUCCAAGAGAGCCCGGUGCACAUCCUGAGCCCCCAGGACAACGUGUCGUUGACCUUCACGACCUCGGAGAGGGUGGUGCUGACCUGUGAGCUCUCCCGGGUGGACUUCCCAGCGAGCUGGUACAAGGACGGGCAGCGGGUGGAGGAGAGUGAGUCGCUGGUAGUGAAGAUGGAUGGACGCAAACACCGCCUGAUUCUGCCCGAGGCCCAAGUCCAGGACAGCGGCGAGUUUGAGUGCAGAACGGAAGGGGUCUCAGCUUUCUUCAGCGUCACGGUCCGAGACCCCCCAGUGCACAUCCUGGACCCCCGGGAGCACGUGUUUGUGCAUGCCAUAACAUCGGAGUGCGUCAUGCUGACCUGUGAGGUGGACCGGGAGGGCGCCCCUGUCCACUGGUACAAGGACGGGCAGGAAGUGGAGGAGAGCGACUUCGUGGUGCUGGAGAACGAGGGGGCCCAUCACCGCCUCGUGCUGCCUGCUGCCCAGCCUCCGGACGGGGGCGAGUUCCAGUGCGUUGCUGGGGACGAACGCGCCUACUUCACUGUCACCAUCACAGACGUCUCCUCGUGGAUCGUGUACCCCAGUGGCAAGGUAUACGUGGCAGCCGUGCGCCUGGAGCGCGUGGUGCUGACCUGCGAGCUGUGCCGGCCCUGGGCCGAGGUGCGCUGGACCAAGGAUGGUGAAGAGGUGGUGGAGAGUCCGGCGCUGCUCCUGCAGAAGGAGGACACCGUCCGCCGCCUGGUGCUGCCCGCCGUCCAGCUGGAGGACUCCGGCGAGUACUUGUGUGAAAUCGAUGAUGAAUCUGCCUCUUUCACCGUCACUGUCACAGAACCCCCAGUCCGCAUCAUAUACCCCCGGGACGAGGUGACCUUGGUCGCCGUGAGCCUGGAGUGUGUGGUGCUGAUGUGUGAGCUGUCUCGGGAGGAUGCCCCCGUGCGCUGGUACAAGGAUGGGCUGGAGGUAGAGGAGAGCGAGGCCCUGGUGCUGGAGAGUGACGGCCCCCGCCGCCGCCUGGUGCUGCCCGCUGCCCAGCCGGAGGACGGGGGCGAAUUCGUGUGUGACGCCGGAGAUGACUCAGCCUUCUUCACUGUCACCGUCACAGCCCCCCCAGAGAGGAUUGUGCAUCCAGCAGCUCGUGCCCUGGACCUGCAGUUCGGGGUUCCAGGGCGUGUGGAGCUUCGCUGCGAGGUGGCCCCAGCUGGGUCCCAGGUGCGCUGGUACAAGGAUGGGCUGGAGGUGGAAGCAUCAGACGUCCUGCAGCUGGGUGCUGAGGGGCCCGUUCGCACCCUGACCCUGCCCCAUGCUGAGCCUGAGGACGCCGGGGAAUAUGUGUGUGAGACUCGUGAUGAAGCUGUCACCUUCAAUGUCAGCCUGGCUGAGCCCCCUGUCCAGUUCCUUGCCCCAGAGGCAGCCCCCAGCCCGCUCUGUGUGGCCCCCGGGGAUCCGGUGGUGCUGAGCUGUGAACUGUCCCGGGCUGGCGCCCUUGUCUUUUGGAGCCACAACGGGAGGCCAGUUCAGGAGGGCGAGGGCCUGGAGCUCCAUGCCGAGGGCCCCCGCCGCAUCCUCUGCAUCCGGGCUGCAGACCCGGCCCAUGCGGGCCUCUACACCUGCCAGUCCGGGGCAGCCCCGGGGGCUCCCAGCCUCAGCUUCACUGUCCAAGUGGCUGAACCACCGCCAGUGAAGCUGAUCUCAGAGCUGACACCCCUAACUGUCCACGAGGGUGACGAUGCCACAUUCCGGUGUGAAGUCUCCCCACCAGAUGCCGAUGUCACCUGGCUGCGCAAUGGGGCUGUUGUCACCCCAGGGCCCCAGCUAGAGAUGGCCCAGAAUGGGUCAAGCCGCACACUGACUCUGCGAGGCUGCCAGCUUGAGGACGCAGGGACCGUGACUGCCCGAGCAGGGGGCACAGCCACAAGUGCCCGGCUCCAUGUUCGAGAAACGGAGCUGCUGUUCCUGCGGCGCCUGCAGGAUGUGCGGGCGGAGGAAGGCCAGGACGUGUGCCUCCAAGUGGAGACAGGCCGAGUGGGUGCAGCAGGGGCCGUGCGCUGGGUGCGAGGGGGGGUGCCCCUCCCCCCCGACUCCCGCCUGGCCACAACGCAGGAUGGCCAUGUCCACCGCCUCCUCAUCCAUGGCGUCGUACCAGCCGACCAGGGCACCUAUGGCUGCGAGAGCCACCACGAUCGCACCCUGGCCAGGCUCAGCGUCAGGCCAAGGCAGCUAAGGGUGCUGCGGCCUCUGGAGGAUGUGACCAUCACGGAGGGGGGCAGCGCCACCUUCCAGCUGGAGCUAUCCCAGGAGGGCGUGACCGGGGAGUGGGCCCGGGGCGGCGUCCGGCUGCAGCAGGGGCCCACGUGCCAAAUUCACACAGAGGGCCACACUCACCACCUGGUACUCAGUGGCCUGGGCCUGGCCGACUCCGGCUGUAUCUCCUUCACCACGGAUGCCCUGCGCUGUGCGGCCAGACUCACUGUGAGAGAGGCCCCAGUGACCAUUGUGCAGGGGCCACAGGACCUAGAAGUGACCGAGGGCGACACAGCUACAUUCGAGUGCCAGCUUUCCCAGGCCUUGGCUGACAUCACCUGGGAGAAGGACGGGCGGCCUCUCACUCCCAGCCCUCGGCUCAGGCUCCAGGCCCUUGGCACACGCCGUCUUCUCCAGCUGCGGCGCUGCGGUCCCAUGGAUGCCGGAAACUACAGCUGCACCGUGGGGAUGGCCCGCGCCGGGCCCGUCCACCUGGUGGUGCGCGAGCGCAAGGUGUCUGUGCUCUCGGAACUCCGGUCGGUGCACGCUCGAGAAGGCGACGGAGCCACAUUCGAGUGCACCUUGUCGGAGGUCGAGACCACCGGGAACUGGGAGCUUGGAGGCCGCCCGCUGAGACCCGGAGGGCGCAUCCGCAUCCGACAAGAAGGAAAGAAACAUUUUCUGGUGCUGAGCGAGCUGUGCCCGGAGGACGCUGGUGAGGUCCGCUUCCAGGCGGGAUCCGCCCAGUCUGUGGCUCAGCUGGAGGUGGAGGCACUGCCUCUCCAGAUGUGCCGCCGCCCCCCUCGCGAGAAGUCGGUUCUGGUCGGCCGCCGGGCGGUGCUGGAGGUGACCGUGUCCCGCUCGGGGGGCCAAGUGUGCUGGUUGCGGGAGGGGGUCGAGCUGUGCCCGGGAGACAAGUAUGAGCUGCGCAGCCAUGGCGCCACCCACAGCCUGGUCAUCCAUGACGUGCGACCUGAGGACCAGGGCACCUACUGCUGCCAGGCCGGCGCAGACAGUGCCCACACACAGCUGCUGGUGGAGGGUGAGUAAAGCCAAUGGCGCAGAGGUCAGAGAGGCAGGCGGCUGGCCAGGGGGUGUCCUAGGAGCUGGUGGGCUGAGACACACCUCCUGCAGGUUUUCCACAACUUGAGAUGGCAAGUUGGCUCUGAGAUGUGUUGGAGGUGGGGGGUGGGGGAUCACAGCCAGGGCGGAGGAGAGACAGCCUGUGUUCUCCACAGGAACCACUUGGUUCCUGCAGCUGUUCCCACCUUUCUACGCCCCUUCCUGUCUGAGCUUCCCCUCACUCCCUUUUGUCUCUAGACCACGUUUGGCUCUCCUGAAUGCCCCAUUUGUACCCAAGUUCCUCUCCUUCCCACCUACCAGCCCCUGGUCUGUGCCCCUGACCUGCCCCUCAUGCUCUCCUGCUUUCUGCUCAGCUGGCUUCUUCCUGUCUCAGUGAGGCUCCACAUCAGCCUGGGCAGAGGACUUCUGGGCUGGGCCCAAUUUUUUCCUCUCCCGCAAAGGAGAUGCCCCACCUUCCACCUGAAUUUCUGCAUCCCCUGUCUUGGCCCACCUCUACCUGUACCACCGCCACUUUCCUGCCCCCACAGACAGCCUUGACAGAGGCCUAGAAAGAGUAGGGCAGAGGGUGAGGACUCAGCUCUUCUCUGUGGGUGCCCAGGCUCUGCCAGGGGAUAAGAAGGUGGUACCCACUCUCUCCCUAGCCCCACUCGCAGUCAUUCCUCUGCAGGUAGCUAGGAGGACCGAACCUGGCCAGGCGGGUGCCCUUGGACAGCGUGGAAGGCACAUGCCCUUACCCUGGGAAGGGGU
This is a messenger RNA of Phacochoerus africanus (Common warthog), 6472 nucleotides long. It is a transcript of the gene OBSL1, whose product is annotated as obscurin like cytoskeletal adaptor 1. The record is from RefSeq and is a predicted model, not a curated record. Lineage: Eukaryota; Metazoa; Chordata; Mammalia; Artiodactyla; Suidae. Gene Ontology annotation, molecular function: protein binding. The transcript has 19 exons. Bases 278 to 5692 code for a protein of 1804 amino acids.